AUGGAGUUGCUGUUGAUUUGCCUUUCCCUGUGGAUAUUGCACGGCGGUUCUGCCAGAGCGGACUCCAUCAUACACAUCGGUGCCAUAUUCGAAGAAAACGCCAUGCGGGAUGACGAGAUUUUCCAGCUCGCCAUCUCCGACCUGAGCCUCAACGACGACAUUCUGCAAAGCGAGAAGAUCACCCACUCCGUAAAACUCAUCGAGCCCAAUAACCCCUUUCAGGCGGUGCAGGAAGCCUGCGAAUUGAUGAACCAGGGGAUCUUGGCGCUGGUCACGUCCACAGGCUGUGCAGCCGCCAGCGCGCUGCAGUCCCUGACAGAUGCCAUGCACAUCCCCCACCUUUUCAUUCAGAGGAACGCCGAUGGGACGCCCCGCACCGCCUGCCACCUCAACCCAAGCCCAGAUGGGGAGAGCUACACCUUGGCCGCCCGGCCGCCCGUUAGGAUCAACGACGUCCUGCUCACUCUGGUCUCGGAACUGUACUGGCAGAAGUUCAUAGUCUUCUAUGAGAGCGACUAUGACAUCCGGGGUCUGCAGACCUUCAUGGACCAGGCGUCCAGGCUGGGGCUGGACGUCUCCCUGCAGAGGGUAGACCGCAACGUCAGCCGCGUCUUUACUGACCUUUUUAACACCAUGCGUACCGAGGAGCUCAACCGAUACCGUGACACCCUGCGGCGGGCCGUGUUGCUCAUGAGCCCACGGGGAGCGCAAGUGUUCAUCCACCAGGCUGUAGAAACUAACCUGGCAUCCAAGGACAGCCACUGGGUGUACGCCAAUGAGGAGGUGAGUGAUGCGGAGAUCAUGGAACUGGUCCACAGCUCUCUCGGACGGAUGACUGUCAUUCGCCAAAUCUUCCCGAUGUGGAGGGACACCAACAUCCGCUGUAUGAGAAACAACCACCGAAUCUCCUCUCUACUCUGUGAUCCACAAGAGGGCUACCUGCAGUCUCUGGAGGUGUCCAACCUCUACCUGUAUGAUAGUGUCCUGAUGCUGGCCAACGCCUUCUAUAGGAAACUGGAAGACAGGAAGUGGCACAGCAUGGCCAGCCUCAACUGCAUGAGAAAAUCCACUAAGCCAUGGAAUGGAGGAUGGUCCAUGCUGGACACCAUACAAAAGGAACGCAUCACCGGACUGACGGGGAUGAUGGACUUCCGGGCCGAGGGCGCCAACUCCCACGUGCAGUUUGAGAUUCUUGGAACCAGUUACAGCGAAACCUUUGGCAAAGACGUCAAACGGCUCGCAACUUGGGAUUCCACGCGUGGUUUGAACGGCAGCCUAAAGGAGAGUCGGAUAGAGAGCGGGAUGCAGGGAGUGACGCUCAAGAUUGUAACAUUGCUGGAGGAGCCUUUUGUUAUGGUGGCAGAGAACAUUUUGGGCCAACCUAAGAGGUACAAAGGCUUUUCCAUUGACGUAUUGGAUGCCCUAGCCAAGAUCCUCGGUUUUAAGUAUGACAUCUAUCAGGUUGGAGACGGCAAGUAUGGCUCAGCUCUUCCAAAUGGAUCGUGGAAUGGCAUGAUUGGAGAGCUGAUUAGCAAGCGAGCUGACCUGGCCAUAUCAGCCAUCACUAUCACCCCUGAGAGAGAGAGCGUGGUGGAUUUCAGCAAGCGCUAUCUGGACUACUCAGUGGGCAUCCUGAUGCGCAAGUCGGAGGAGAAAAUUAACAUUUUUUCUUUGCUGGCACCAUUCGACCUGGCGGUGUGGGCGUGUAUUGCUGCUGCCAUCCCUGUUGUGGGCAUCAUGAUCUUCCUGCUUAGGCGCAUCCAAGUGGUGCACUCGCGGAACGUUGCGGGUUGUCACCCUCCUCCACCGUCUGUGUCCAACUCACUUCAGAGCGCCAUCUGGAUUGUCUAUGGGGCCUUUGUGCAACAAGGCAGCGACUCCAUCCUGGGUUCGGUGGCCUUACGAAUUGUCAUGGGCAGCUGGUGGCUCUUCACCCUUAUUGUUUGUUCCUCCUACACAGCAAACCUGGCCGCCUACCUCACUGUGUCACGCAUGGACAAUGCAGUGCGGUCAUUCCAGGACUUGUCCAAGCAAGUGGACCUGGUGUACGGGACAGUGCGCGACUCAGCCGUGUACGAGUAUUUCCGUGCUAAAGGUACCAACCCCCUGGAGCAGGACAGCACCUUUGCUGAGCUAUGGAGGACCAUCAACAAGAACAACGGCCAUGAGAAUUCUGUGUCUAGCCCAUCUGAGGGCAUCAAAAAGGCAAAGAGAGAGUCUUUCGCCUUCCUUUGGGAUAUGGCGGUGGUGGAGUAUGCCGCGUUGACAGAUGAUGACUGUACACUGACAGUGACGGGAAACAGCAUAAGCACCCGGGGUUACGGCAUGGCCCUGCAGCAUGGGAGUCCCUACCGAGACCUCUUCUCUCAGAAGAUCCUAGAGCUUCAGGAGAAGGGGGACCUGGAUAUCCUGAAGCAGAAGUGGUGGCCAAGGAAGGGCCGCUGCGACCUGGACAGCCAUGCCGACGCCCAGACGGAGGGGAGGGCGUUGCGGCUCCACAGCUUCGCUGGUGUCUUCUGCAUCCUAGCAGCAGGGCUCCUUCUGGCCCUCCUGGUCGCCGCCUUAGAGACGUGGUGGAACAGCAACCACUGCCGCAGAGAGCAGCCCAAAGAGGACAAAGAGGUGAACCUGGAGCAGGUCCAUCAGCGUUUGAACAGCCUCCUGGACGAGGAUUUGGCUCACAAGCAACUGCCCGGCCAGUCUAUCGAGAUUUCUGCCCUGGACAUUGGCAGCAUGCAGCCCAGCCAGUCCCUAGAGGUCUUGUCUGCACGGGACUACCCGGCCCAUCGGGGGCCGCCUCCGCUCUCUGUGACCACCUUCCUCCAGGAGGGUCAUGGGGCAGGAAGGACACUGGGCCCAGCUGCUGGCAGGACCCUCCCCCUGCCUCUCAGCAGUGCCACCAUGCCCUCUAUCCGCUGCAAACACAGGGCACCCAACGGGGGGCUUUUCCGUCAGAGCCCCGUCAAGACACCCAUGCCAAUGUCCUAUCAGUCAGUGCCAGGAGGACCCAUCCCAGAAGCCCUUGAGCCAAGCCAUGGGACAUCCAUCUGA
This is a messenger RNA of Lampris incognitus (smalleye Pacific opah), 3051 nucleotides long. RefSeq names its product glutamate receptor, ionotropic, delta 1a (gene grid1a). Lineage: Eukaryota; Metazoa; Chordata; Actinopteri; Lampriformes; Lampridae. The coding region runs from base 1 to 3051 and encodes 1016 amino acids. The transcript is spliced from 16 exons. Gene Ontology annotation, cellular component: plasma membrane; postsynaptic membrane. Gene Ontology annotation, biological process: monoatomic ion transport; synaptic transmission, glutamatergic; modulation of chemical synaptic transmission. Gene Ontology annotation, molecular function: transmitter-gated monoatomic ion channel activity involved in regulation of postsynaptic membrane potential; glutamate-gated receptor activity. The record is from RefSeq and is a predicted model, not a curated record.